Messenger RNA from Caretta caretta (loggerhead turtle), 919 nucleotides. It is a transcript of the gene TMEM60, whose product is annotated as transmembrane protein 60. NCBI's taxonomy places the organism in Eukaryota, Metazoa, Chordata, Testudines, Cheloniidae. The record is from RefSeq and is a predicted model, not a curated record.
CAAUCAUGGCGUGAUGAGCUAGCCAAUGGGCGCGCCGCAGAGGUGGUGUGAGCGUCUCUCGCGCUCUCUUUUCUCUAACGAGGGGGCCCCUCCUCUCCACCUGCAACCCGCUUGUUGGCUGGGGCCCUUGCAACGCGCGUCGGAGCCGGGGGCUGUAACGUGAUGAGCCGGGACCCUGCGAAGGGAGGGGGAAAGCUCUGGCCUCGGGGUGAGGCGGCGGCGGCGGCUGCGCAGGGUGGCCCGGGCCUGCCUGGUUGUUGCUGACAGUUGGGGGGGGAAAACUCCCUAUCAAAGCUGUUUAAAUGAGAAUGUCCCUGGCACAGAGAGUGCUGCUCACAUGGCUUUUCACAUUACUCUUCCUGAUUAUGUUGGUGUUAAAAUUGGACGAGAAAGCACCAUGGAACUGGUUUCUUAUCUUUAUUCCAGUCUGGAUAUUUGAUACUAUCCUUCUCGUUAUGCUAAUUGUAAAAAUGGCUGGGCGAUGUAAGUCUGGCUAUGACCCUCGCAACGGUUCUCAAAACGUAAAGAAAAAGGCCUGGUACCUCAUCGCAAUGCUGCUUAAAUUAGCUUUCUGCCUUGCCCUCUGCGCUAAACUGGAACAAUUUACUGAAAUGAAACUAGUGUAUGUCUUUAUCCCCUUAUGGGCCUUGCUCAUGGGGGGAAUGAUUGAGCUUGGAUAUAACAUCUUCUAUGUACGAAGAGACUAAGUUGUAACAAAACUUUUUCAAGUUGACCAAUAUCAGAUUACUGGAUCCAUCCUAUCUUGGUACAAGCUUAAACUUCACACAGCAACUACAAAUAAUAAAUGUCAAUCUGAAAAUUUUAUUUAAGACAGGCUGGUAUUUAAAGUGGACUUGUUCAGUUUUUAUUUUAGAACUGUCACAAAUAUCUUCAUGUAAAUAAAGUAUGUUUGAUUUCA